AUGACCCGCCGAGACAUCCAUACUCACUGGGAUUUGUCGUUCGAAUGGACGCAUCUCCAUCGCACGGCCGAGCAGCUGCGGCCAAUGAUGUUCACCUACGACAAGUUGGCGGAUGAUUGCGUUGCAAAGCUGAACGAGCUCUCGCCUCCGGAGAAAUAUCGUCCAAAGGCUGGGGAGCCAGCAACAAAGGCACCUAAACGAGAUUUACUGUCGCUACUCGAGAAGCAUGCAAAGGAUGAUUCUAAGCUCCAAGAGCUAUGGAUCGAGGUCAACACCGUCCCCGACUGGGUCGCCUGGGAUCAGAUCAAAAGAGGGCAGGAGGUUUUCUUUCGGUACGGGAUGGCCAUAAUGAAUGUGCUUAGCUUCCAGAGCCUAUUAGGCGGGAUGGGUGCAAGUCGAGUCGUUGAGACCUUGUCUAGGACCGGAGGGUUCUCUGCAGAAGUUGUCCGCCGGAGACUCUUAGAGACCCUCCAGCAUAUCCUCCAGGUGUCCCUGUCCGUGGACUCUAUGAAACCCGGCGGAGCUGGUCACCAGUCCUCGGUUAGAGUGAGGCUUCUACACUCCUCUGUCCGGACUAGGAUCCUUAGUCUCAUCGAAGAGAAGCCCGACUACUAUGACCUCGAAGCUUUUGGUAUCCCUAUCAGCGAUCUCGAUUGCAUCGGGACUAUCAACACGUUCUCGACUAGUGUCGUCUGGAUUGGUCUUCCUCGCCAGGGUAUCUACCUCCGGGAAAGAGAGAUUGAGGAUUACAUAGCCCUUUGGAGACUCGUGGCGUAUUACAUGGGCACUCCACACGAGAUCUUUGCAGACAAGCCCACUGCCAGAGCCUUCAUGGAGUCGAUGCUGGAGUUUGAAGUCGACCCUAAGCCUAUCGGGCAAGUGUUGGCGAAGAAUAUUGUCAUCGGCCUUGAGAAUACAGCCCCUAGCUUUGCGUCGAAGGAGUUCAUGGAGGCCAUGGCCAGGCAUCUCAACGGGGAUAAACUCGCCGAUCGCCUUGAAAUCCCGAAGACAAGCCUUUAUUACCAGACGCUCAUCUACGGCUACUGCUAUUUUGUGAUGAUGAUAGCUUAUUCGAACAGGGUCUUCCCGCUCUUUGAUCAAGCAUGGAUUGCAUUCCGGCGAAGAAUGUACUACUCAAUCAUCACGGAUAAGGAGCACGGUCUCGGCGGCGAAACGGUCUUCGACUUCAAGUACGUCCCCUGGUUUACGCGCACCACGAAGCUAGGAACGCGCAAGGAGAGAAGAGUGUCAAAGCCGGGCAUUGAGACCUUCGCGCAGUUGGGUGUUCUUGCUUUCUCCUAG
This is a messenger RNA of Aspergillus mulundensis, 1302 nucleotides long. Its product is annotated as oxygenase MpaB family protein. The transcript is spliced from 5 exons. Gene Ontology annotation, molecular function: oxidoreductase activity. The coding region runs from base 1 to 1302 and encodes 433 amino acids. The record is from RefSeq and is a predicted model, not a curated record. Lineage: Eukaryota; Fungi; Ascomycota; Eurotiomycetes; Eurotiales; Aspergillaceae.